Aphidius gifuensis is the source of this 4058-nucleotide messenger RNA. Its product is annotated as alpha-mannosidase 2-like. Gene Ontology annotation, biological process: protein deglycosylation; mannose metabolic process; N-glycan processing. Bases 676 to 3729 code for a protein of 1017 amino acids. NCBI's taxonomy places the organism in Eukaryota, Metazoa, Arthropoda, Insecta, Hymenoptera, Braconidae. Gene Ontology annotation, cellular component: Golgi membrane. Gene Ontology annotation, molecular function: carbohydrate binding; alpha-mannosidase activity. The record is from RefSeq and is a predicted model, not a curated record. The transcript has 2 exons.
CCCCAAAAAUCGUCAAAUUACCCAUCACUGCUACCGACUGCUACCGACAUAUAAAAUAUAAAUAUUAAAUUUACAGUGCCUAUUUACCGGUUACGUACACAUUAUUAUUGCAUGUGUUUUUCUUUAAAAAAAGUGUCAUUUUUUCUUAAAAUUUUCAGUUACACUUAUAUUGAAAGUUUAAAACCUAUUAAACCAGUAAUGGAAUUUCGAAAUAAUAAAAAAAUACACAAUCAAUAUGCAUAAAACUUGUCGCAGUUAAUACAUGUUAAUAUUCAACUAUUUGAGUGCAAUUUAAAAUAAAAAAUAAUGAAAAUGAUAAAGUUAAUUCGCCGAUAUUUUAAAUGGCUUGUUAUCAUCGGAAUGGUGUCACUGAUAUCAAUGAUUUUAAUAACUUAUUUUAUGAUCGAUGAUAAAUUAUUGAAAGGUUUAAAAAGUUCAAAAGUUACUGUCGAAAAUGAUAACCCAAUAAAACUGGAAAACCGUAUAUCAAAACUUGAAAAUGAUGUUAAUCAUAAUAAAAAAGUGCUGAAUGAGAUACAAGAAAUAUUAUUUCACAAAAAUUGAUUGAUACAAACAAAAAAUGCACCCUUAAAUAAAUUAUUUUAUCAAAAUAAUGUUAAUAAAAAUUUAACCUGUAAUCAUAAUUCCCUUAAAAUUCCAAAUGUUGAUAUACAAAUGUUAGACUUGUAUCGACAAUUAGACUUUGACAAUCCAGAUGGUGGUGUUUGGAAGCAAGGUUGGCCAAUAACAUAUGAUGAAAAGCAAUGGAAUACAACAAGAAAACUGAAUGUUUUUGUUGUACCACAUUCACAUAAUGAUCCAGGCUGGUUAGAGACAUUUGAAAAAUAUUAUGAACAUAAAACACAAAGAAUAUUGAGUAAUAUGGUUACCAAAUUAUCUUAUGACAAAAGACGUAAAUUUAUUUGGGCAGAAAUAUCAUUUUUUAAACUUUGGUGGGAUGAUCAAUCAUCAGAUACAAAAAAAUUGGUAAAACGGCUUAUUGUUGAUGGGCAAUUAGAAAUUGUUGGUGGUGGUUGGGUAAUGCCAGACGAAGCUGUCUCUCACUGGUCAGCGCAACUUACUCAAUUGACACAAGGCCAUCAAUGGCUUAAAGAAAAUCUCGAUUACAUACCAAUGUCAAGCUGGGCUAUUGAUCCUUUUGGUCUGUCUCCGACUAUGCCAUAUUUACUUAAAAAUUCUGGUGUUGAAAAUUUAAUUAUUCAACGUGUUCAUUAUAGUGUAAAAAAAUAUCUAGCCAAAGGUAAAAAUCUUGAGUUUAAAUGGCGACAAUUGUGGGAUCAUAAUGGCUCGACUGAGUUAUUAACCCAUGUUAUGCCAUUUUAUAGUUAUGAUGUGCCUCAUACAUGUGGUCCGGAUCCAAAAAUUUGUUGUCAAUUUGAUUUUUUCAGAUUACCAAAAUUUGGAUUAUCAUGUCCUUGGCGGGUUAAUCCACAAGUUAUAACUGAUAAAAAUGUUGCAAAACGCGCUGAGCUUUUACUUGAUCAGUAUAGAAAAAAAUCACAAUUAUUUAAGUCAAAUGUUGUUCUUGCACCACUUGGUGAUGAUUUUCGUUACAGUCAAAGUACUGAAUGGGAUGAACAAUAUGAUAAUUAUCAACGUUUAUUUGAUUAUAUGAAUAACAACGAUAAUCUACAUGUUAAAAUACAAUUUGGUACAUUAACUGAUUAUUUUAAUGCAAUGAAGAAUGAAUUGAAAGAUAAAGAAUUACCAAAAUUAUCUGGUGAUUUUUUUACGUAUGCUGAUCGGGAUGAUCAUUAUUGGAGUGGAUAUUACACAUCAAGACCAUAUCAUAAACAACUUGAUCGUGUACUUUUAAGUACAUUAAGAGCAUCAGAAAUACUUGCUGCAGUUGGUUGGGCAAAUGGUUAUCAUAAUUUAAUAAAAAAUAGUUUAGAAAAACGUUUAGUUGAUGCUAGACAAUUGCAUGCACUUUUUCAGCAUCACGAUGGAGUAACUGGAACAGCUAAAGAUCAUGUUGUUAUUGAUUAUGCAAAAAAAAUGAUAAAAGCACUUAAUAAUUCAAAUCAUGUAUUACAAAUAGCUGCUGCACAUUUAUUACAACAUAACAAAAAACCAUCACCAAGUUUUGGUCUUAAUGAAGAAUCAAAAUAUUUAAUUAUGGAUGAAAUGAGAUCACAUCAUACAAGUAUUGGAGAACGUCAAACAAUUAUAUUUAUUGAUAAUGCAACACCAGAAAAAAUAUUAAUUUAUAAUUCAUUACCACGAGAACGAAAAAAAGUUCAAAGUUUAAUUAUUUCGAUGCCUUUUGUUAGAGUUACGGAUAGAAAUGGACAAUCAAUUGAAUGUCAAAUAUCGCCUAUAUUUAUUAGUUCAGCUACACUAUCAGAUUCAAAAUAUGAACUAUCAUUUUUAGCUAACGUACCUGGUUUUGGUAUCACUACAUAUUUUAUUUAUCCCGUUCAAAGAAAAGCACUACCAUCAACUUCUCAUAUUGCAAAUAUACAAAUUUACAAUACUGCAAUACCACCAAAUUCUGUACCAGCAUUUGAACGAAUUCAAAUAUUACCUCAUACACAAGAAUUUUCAAUUGGCUAUAAACCAGAAUUAAUAGCAACAUUCAGUAAAUCUGGAUUUUUAAAAUCUUUAAAUAUUGCCAACACAACAUUUCCAGUUCAUUUGGAAUUUGUCAAGUAUGGUACUGUUAGUGCGCCAAGACCACAAAGUGGUGCAUAUUUAUUUUUACCAGAUAAACCAAAACCAGAUCCACUUUAUACAACAAACGAUUGGGCCAUUCAUGUUAUAACUGGACCAAUUUAUUCAAAAGUUUAUCUUGUACUUUCUCAUGUACGACAUACGUGUACAUUAUUUCAUUCAUCCGGUGCCGAUGGUCUUGGUCUUCAUAUUAUCAAUGAAGUUGAUAUAUCGAAAACAACAAAUUUUGAAUUAGCUAUGAAAUUUAAUACAGAUAUUGUAUCUAACGAUGAAUUUUUUACUGAUUUAAAUGGUUUAAAUAUGAUUAGACGACAAAGAUUUUCAAAAUUACCAAUACAGGCUAAUUAUUAUCCACUACCAGCUGCAGGUUAUAUUGAAGACAAACGAGCUAGAUUAACAAUUUUAACAGGUCAACCUUUGGGUGCAGCAUCGAUGGGCUCUGGUCAAUUCGAAAUAAUGCAAGAUCGUCGACUUAUGCAAGAUGAUGAGCGUGGUCUUGAGCAAGGUGUCACUGAUAAUUUGAACACAAAACAUAAAUUUAUAGUAAUUUUGGAGAAAAAAAAAAUGUCAUGUAAAUCAUCAGUACCAAAUAACCCAGCAGGAAUGUUAUCAGUUGGUGGACAUCUUGCUGCAGAAGAAUUGCUUCAUCCAACAAUUGUUAUGCACCCUCAUGAGUCAUCUUCAAUAGAUUUAAAUCCAUAUUUUUCACCACUAUACACUGAUCUCCCAAUUGACAUUAGUGUAAUAAGUUUUCGUGUUUUUCCACUGCCAGAUACAACUGACAAAGGUAUCGGUGUAGUGCUACAUCGACAACCAUUAGAUACAUGCUUGGGAGAAGAAUCAACAUUUAAACGUUUUAAUAUUAGUUCAACUGGUGAAAUUAAUCUUGCAAAGUUUAUCAAUAUUAGUGAACAUUGGACUAUUUCCGAAACAUCACUUACUUUUAACAGUGUUGGGUCAACUUUAAAAUCACCAAUUAUUCAAUUAUGCCCAAAUCAACUUUUAUCUGUUUUAUUUCAUCAAACACAGUCUUAGAUUUUAUUCUUAACAACUUAGUAUUUUUUUUUUAUAGUCAAAAAAACAUUUAUGACCGAAUUUCAUUUUCAUGAUGGAUUAUUUAUAAAUUAUGAUAAAAAUAUUGACUCCUAGUCUUCCAUCCAUGAAAAAUUUAUUCUAUUUAUGUGUUAUCUAAAUAUUUAUUUUAGGCAAAAAAAUUAAUGUUAUAUGAUUAUUGUCAACGCAUUUUUGAACUUUUGAAUGAAAUGAGCUGUGUUUAAAAAUGAGUAUUUUAGUUUUCGAAUUUAAUCUAAUUUAUUCAUAUAGGUAUAUAAGUACUGCACAAUAAAUUUAAUAAAUUUAUAAAA